Morchella importuna is the source of this 786-nucleotide messenger RNA. RefSeq lists its product as uncharacterized. NCBI's taxonomy places the organism in Eukaryota, Fungi, Ascomycota, Pezizomycetes, Pezizales, Morchellaceae. The record is from RefSeq and is a predicted model, not a curated record. Bases 1 to 786 code for a protein of 261 amino acids. The transcript is spliced from 2 exons.
AUGAGCAUGGAUAUGGACGUAGCAGCCUGCCCCGAGCGUGCGACUUCGCCCAAAAAACGGAAGCACGAGGAAGCAACCACAAGCGAAAAGUACGAGCUGUACCUUCACGCGUCAAAGAAUCCUCAACUAAAACAGAGGGAGCUCGCAGAAUGGUUCGAGUCGACUUUUCACAAAGCGAUCAAUCAAUCCACCGUCUCACGGAACUUGAAGAAGUUCAAGUCGACACCAGCACCGCUCGAAGUUCGAUUCGAAGCAGGCUGUCCGCCAUUGCCCCCACACCCGCCUCAUGCCCUUCCUCCAACGCCACCCCCAUCUAAUCCUGAGGAUUUUAGCCUUCCCGAAUUGGACAAUGCGCUUCACGAUUGGUUCAUGGGGUGCGAUGACCGAAAAAGCAUUGACAACGAAGCGUUGAAAGCUAAAGCUGAAGAGCUUAACUCUAAGAUUUACUCGGAUGAGAUCCGAAAACCAUGCACUGAUUCUUGGCUCGACGCAUGGAGACGAAGACAUGAUGCAUUAGAUCUCAAACGCACCGCUGGACCGGAGCGUGAGGGAAGCAAAGAAACCGAAGGGGAUGUGUCUGAGAUGAAAGUUGAGGGAGAGAGCAGCGUCAGUCCAAAACCAAAAAACGAGGACACCGAUGAGAAACGGAGAAGAAGGGAAAUCAAAAGAUUGCGGAAAGAUAUCGAAAAACGGGAUAUACAAAUGGCGAAAGCCAAAAUACGCAAAGAGGCUUCCAUCCGAAGAUUGGAGGAGUUGGAGAAGGAACUCGGGCAGCCAAAGUUGUAG